GCCAACACAAGAUAGAGAGAGAUAGGUAUCCGUAAACACUGCGGGUUGCCUGAAAAAUAUUUUUGCCUCACUCGUCGUUCACAGUGGGUCCCUUCCAGUUGUUUACAUUCAGUUCAUUGCAUAUAAGCAUCACCCUCUACACACAAAAUAUUGAUCCAUGACGCUUGCGCAUAUCCUUGCCCGUUUUAAUCAUGCGUUUUAUGUAGGGAUGCCAACCUAGCAACCGCACUAUAAACACAAUAAACAGUCAUUUUACUAUUCUGCUUCUACCUGACGUGCAUGCAGGUUUCUUUCUGUUACAAACAUUAAUCCUGAAUGAGAAUAAGUAUCUAACAAUGAAUGCUUCAUUGACAUUUGAGGUUUUGUUAUACUUGAAUUCUUAUUAUUUCGGCUUGUUUGCAGUUUGUGAGUUAGGAAUGAAUGCCGUGAAGUACAUCAAUUUUGGAAAUUUACAUCAUUAUUCUACGGAUUUUGGGGUAUUUAUAGGUGUAUGUUUCAUUGAGAUUUUAAGAGUGCUGAUAGCUAGAAGAGGUAAUCUUACCGAAAGAAGGUGGCCAGUGAUUGUAGCGAUUUUACUCACCAUUCCCUCUAUAAUAGGUGUAGUAUAUUUGAUGAUUUGGCAAAGUGAAAUACUUAGAUUUGAAUAUAUUAUCUGUGCAAUGCAGUUGGGAUUUUGUACUGCAGAAAUUAUUUCAGGUAUUUUGUGCCUUUUCAAAUGUUGCCAAACACCUGAAUAUUAUUAAUUAUUGUUACAUAUUAUAUGUUUAAAGAUUUCUAAUAAAUAGAAAAAUAGUGAAAGUAUUCAACCUGACUUGGUGAUGCACCUUUAUGCUCUUCUAUAAUAACUGGGUGGAAAUUGUACAGAAUCAGUUAUUUUAUUUGAAAUUUUAAUUUCAUAAAAUGUUUUCAACUUACUGAAGGAAAAGCCACAAUAACUG
This is a messenger RNA of Phaedon cochleariae (mustard beetle), 938 nucleotides long. NCBI's taxonomy places the organism in Eukaryota, Metazoa, Arthropoda, Insecta, Coleoptera, Chrysomelidae. The record is from the annotation of a GenBank genome assembly.